AUGAGGAUGCUGAAAAAAGCCUUGACGCUGAUCUGGAGCAGAGGAAUCAGGACUCAUCAGAGCACGUUGUCAAAACACAAUGACCUGUUCCGGGUUCACCCCACUGUGCUGCGGGCAUUGGCAGAAAACAAGCCGGUGGUUGCUCUUGAAAGCACCAUCAUCACGCACGGCAUGCCCUAUCCACACAACCUCAGGACAGCGAAGGAGGUCGAGGCCAUCGUGCGAGCAGAAGGAGCCACUCCAGCCACGGUCGGCGUGCUGGACGGAGAAGUCCGCGUCGGACUGUCGUCAGAGGAGCUGGACCGCCUGGCCCAGAGCAGGGACUCCCUGAAAGUGUCCCGCCGGGAUCUGCCCUAUGUCGUUAGCAGAGGGCUCUCUGGAGGAACGACGGUGUCAGCAACGAUGCUAGCGGCACACAGGGCCGGGAUCCAUGUUUUCGUGACGGGGGGCAUCGGAGGAGUCCACAGAGGCGGAGAAAACAGUCUGGACAUCAGUGCAGAUCUGACUGAGCUGGGCAGGACCCCCGUCGCUGUGGUCUCUGCCGGGGUCAAGUCUAUUCUGGACAUCGGCCGCACUCUGGAGUUCCUUGAGACACAGGGUGUCUGUGUGGCCACGUAUGGACCAUCCAAGAGUUUUCCAGCUUUCUUCUCCCCACAAAGCGGAUUCACUUCUGCAUACCACGUCUGCAACCCCCAGGAAGCUGCAAAACUAGUUGCAAGCACUCUGUCACUGGGUCUUCAAAGCGGGGUCCUGUUAGCAGUUCCAGUCCCAGAGGAGCAUGCAGCAGCAGGGCAGGAGAUAGAGGAGGCCAUACAGGCCGCAGUGACAGAGGCCAGUGCUACAGGUGUUACAGGAAAAGAUGUGACGCCCUUCAUUCUGCGAAAGGUCAACGAGCUCACGCAAGGAAAGUCCCUCCAAGCCAACAUUGCUCUCAUUCAUAACAAUGCUCGGAUUGGCAGUCAGAUAGCAUGUGCACUGUCAAAGCAGACGAGUGAAAACACUCUAAAUAAACAAACUUACAGUCCAGGAAAACUCCCAGCAGACUCCAAAUCAGAUAUAGUUGUCAUUGGAGGAAUAAAUGUGGAUUUUAUUGCUAAAGGGAAAACAAAAACACUUCAUUUUGGACAGACAAACCCAGGAAGUGUCUGUCAGUCAUUUGGCGGCGUAGGACGCAACAUCGCUGACUGUCUGAGCAGGCUGGGCCACAGGCCUCUGUUCAUUUCAGCUACUGGCGCUGAUUCGAACAGCGAUGCAGUGUUUUCCUACUGUAAACAUAUGAACAUCAGUGGUGUAUCGAGGCUGGAGGAGCAAAGCACAGCAACCUACUGCGCUGUGAUCUCUGAGAGCGGAGAACUGAGUCUGGGACUCGGAGACAUGGACGUUCAUCAGCAAAUCACAGAACAAUAUGUGUCGCAGUUUGAGGAGCAGAUUUCGUCAGCCACCCUCGUGUGUCUGGAUGGAAACAUCCCAGCCGCCACCAUCAACUACGUUUGUUCUGUUGCUGCAAAGCACAGUGUAAAUGUUUGGUACGAACCCACGGAUUCAGAUAAGGCAUGCAAGCCGUUUCUUUCGGACGCCUGGAAGUCCCUGUCCUACUCAUCCCCAAACCUGGCAGAGUUGAGCACCAUGAAUAAAAUGCUUGGCGUCACAACUCCUGAAGGGUUGCCAAGCACCCUCGACGAGAUGCUGGCUGUCGCCGUGGCUCUCUCACGCCCCCUGCUGGAGCAUCUGCACUGUGUGGUGGUGACUCUCGGGGCUUCUGGGGUGUUACUGUGUGGAGAACACGAUGCGGGAACGGUGAACCUGCAGCCGAGGAAACACAAGAGGCAGCGGAGGCUGUGCGCUCUGCACUACCCGGCACUCAGUGUGACCUCAGAAGAGACGAUGAAUGUGUCAGGAGCUGGGGAUAGUCUGGCAGGUGCCUUGAUGGCAGGGAUUCUCCAGGGCCGGGACACAGACUGCUGCGUCCGGAUGGGACUCCUGGCUGCAAAGAUGUCCCUGGCUUCACCCCACCCUAUUGCCCCAACACUCACUUUAGACUCUGUGGACCCCACGAAAAUCCACGCUCAGAACUGGCCCACACCCAGGAUAGUGUGGAAGGAUUAA
Salarias fasciatus (jewelled blenny) is the source of this 2106-nucleotide messenger RNA. RefSeq names its product pseudouridine-metabolizing bifunctional protein C1861.05. Bases 1 to 2106 code for a protein of 701 amino acids. Gene Ontology annotation, molecular function: pseudouridylate synthase activity; kinase activity; hydrolase activity, acting on glycosyl bonds. The transcript is spliced from 18 exons. Gene Ontology annotation, cellular component: cytoplasm. The record is from RefSeq and is a predicted model, not a curated record. NCBI's taxonomy places the organism in Eukaryota, Metazoa, Chordata, Actinopteri, Blenniiformes, Blenniidae.